UUGUGCAAAUUUUUUGACAGUUUACUCCGUGCGCUCUAAAUUAUAAGUGGCAUAACAUAACAAAAAAGAUCCUAUCAAAUCGCUCAAGCAAAAUUGUUUGUAUUCAGCACGAAUCUUUUGGCUUUUAUAAAGUAUAAUUGUAAGUAUUCUUCGAGCUUUGCGGUACAAAAGAUGGAAAUGAAACAAAUCAUUGAAACACAGGAGACCGACAAUGGACCAGUUCGAUUACCGGUGGACAGAGAAAAUCACACUUACGAUGAUUGGAACAUCUCGUACACAAAAUCACACAUUUUGAAAAGCGUCUGCAUUAAUAAUAAUACAUGCGUACGAGGAGAGCCAAACUGUUGCGAGCUUUGUGUGUACAAUUACGCCCUCAAACUGCCACACUUGCCAGACAUGGUGUUCCAUAAGAAUAUUCUAGUGAUAAGCCAUAAAUCUGGUGCUCGGUUAGAGUUCAAUCCAAUCGAUGCGCUCAAGUUGGUGAGAAACGAAAAAUUAGACAUUAAAGUUGCUUGUUCGGAUGAGUGGAAAGAGAGCCGACCGGCGGCGGAUACACAAGAAAAGGUAAAGCCAUUCGAUUGGACCUUCACCACCGAGUACCGUGGAACCGUCAACAAAAAGUUUCGGGUGGAGGAAACCGACCAGAAGAUCGACAUUUUUAAGCUCAUGAGAAGGGAACCAAUCUAUUUUUACCACGAUUUGACUCUGUUCGAAGAUGAAUUGCAUGACCAUGGAAUUUCGGUGUUGAACGUGAAGGUGCGCGUCAUGCCCUCGGGCUUCUACAUCUUGCAGCGUUUCUUUCUUCGUGUGGAUCAAGUAUUGAUACGUAUUAACGACACUCGUUUUCAUUAUGAAAAAGGCAAUAACUACAUCUUGAGGGAGUAUACCCACAGAGAGGCGAAGGUUGAGCAGCUCAAACAUGUUCCACCGGCGCUUUUCAUCAGUCCAAAUGAAAUCGCCGAGCAGCUACCAGUGAUUUCCAAGGUUAAUGAGAAACUUACAAUUAUUGGCGACGGGGAGUAGCCAGCGGUCAUCAUAAAUUAGGAAUAGACAAAUUAGCAGUUCAUGGACUACUGCUGCUGCAGUCGCCCAUGCAUAUAUUGGUCUUUUCACUCGUUUGUCCGACCUUGUUUUUGUGUCAAAAGUAACGAAAUGAAUGCUCCGAAUAUACCUUUGAAUCGAGA
Toxorhynchites rutilus septentrionalis is the source of this 1184-nucleotide messenger RNA. RefSeq names its product TIP41-like protein. Gene Ontology annotation, cellular component: cytosol. The record is from RefSeq and is a predicted model, not a curated record. The transcript is spliced from 4 exons. NCBI's taxonomy places the organism in Eukaryota, Metazoa, Arthropoda, Insecta, Diptera, Culicidae. Bases 172 to 1023 code for a protein of 283 amino acids. Gene Ontology annotation, biological process: TOR signaling.